AGCCAGCGGUGCGGGAUCUGUAGGGAUCUCUGGCCAGGAGACGGCGGCUCUGGUGCAACUUCUAAAACUUUUACCAAACUCCUCUUAAUUAAAUACAACUUUUCUCCUGAUCGAUCCAACUGCACGGGUCGAUAGCAGCGUGAGCAGAGCGGGCGUGUGUUGUUGUGCGUGAUCUAUUGGACACUACUGGAUGGAAUAAAAUAAGACUUUUUAAGGAAAAGUUGGGAGGAUAAAAAGUAAUGGAAGUGAUGUACAGAGCUAAGGUGGCUAACGCUAGCUGAGGUGGCUCACGCUAACUACGGUGUCUAACUUUAGCCUUGGUUCUGUACGUUUGGACAUGGCCCCGUAUAGUGGAAGCUAUCCUGCGAGUCUCAAACUACAACCAGGAUAAAUGGAACACUCGUAGUUAGAGAAGCAAGGCCUAUUGUUUUGAUGGGGAAAUGUCAAUAAAUGUCCUGGAACGUUGGAUCAUAAGAACAUAUUAACAUUUGAGAGAGAACUUUGGAUCCAUCUCUGGUGGGGUCAGUGCCAACGUACCUCAGGACCUGUUUGCGUUGGAUGUAAGGGUCGCUGCCACGAUGAAGGUGACCGUGAUGUUCGGGCGGACCGGGGUGGUUGUGCCUUGUAGAGAGGGAUGGACGGUCCAGGACCUCAUCCUGCAAGCCACCCAGCGGGUCAGAAAGCUACUGGAACAGGAAGGGGAUUUCCUGGUUCGGACACACCAUGUGGAGUACUGUGACGGGGGAAUCCUGGACCCAGACGACAUCCUGAGCGACCUGGUGGAGGACAAGGACAAGCUAAUGGCAGUGUAUGAGGAGAAGGAGGCCCAGCAGAGGGGCGUGGCCGGCACUAGUCCCGCCCCCAGCCCAGACCUCUACCAAUCAGAGCUCUCUGUGUUCCAGCCUAUCCGAGGGGGGGAGAUCGAGGUGAACUCCACAGCCCUCAAGUCCAGUACCCCUCUCCUGGUUAGGAGCAGCAGUGAUUCGAUGCUCAGCCCCCCCAUGGACACAGAGACCCCCCACCCUGAAGACUCCAACGCUACAGGCUCCAGCUUGGUUGUAGAGAGCAGUGGAGCGUUGGAGCGGUCAGCCAGCAAACUCUCCUUCAACAGCAGUCUGACUAGAACAGUGGAAAUAUCUGGAGAGCACGGCCCCCUGGGAAUUCAUGUGGUCCCCUAUCUUUCCUCGCUCAGCGGAAGGUCUCUGGGCCUGUACAUCCGUGGGGUGGACGAGGAGAGUCGCUCCAGGAGGGAGGGGCUGUUUCACGAGGAGGAGUGUAUUGUGAAGAUCAACCACACCCACCUCAUGGACAAAACCUUCAGCCAGGCCCAGGAGGUGUUCCGCAAGGCCAUGCGCUCCCCACUGGUGCGUCUGGAGGUGGUUCCCUCCUCCAAUAGUGAGCGCUACGAGAAGCACCUGAUUGGUCAGCUGUUCGGGGCUCCGCCUGCCACGGAGGGCAGCCCCUUCACAGCCAGGAGCAAGGAGCCCCUGCCGCCCGUCAAAACCAAACCCGCCUUUAAACCCACCGACCAUCCAGCCAACCUAUUGGCCCAGGAGGCUGUCACUCCUGAACCCGCUGCUUCCAAGGGGCGGUGCGAAAGCCCGUUAUUGAGGAAAAGCCCCGCCCUAGGCAACCUGGUGACCAAUAAGAAAGGAGGGAAACGACUGAGGAUUGAUUUAAAGAAAGGUGUGGAGGGCCUGGGCUUCACCGUGGUAACCAGGGACUCCUCGGUGCAUGGCCCUGGCCCCAUCCUCGUCAAGAACAUCCUGCCCCGGGGGGCCGCUGUUAAAGAUGGCCGUCUGCAGUCUGGCGACCGCAUACUCGAGGUGAACGGUGUGGACAUCGCCGGGGUGGGCCAGGAGGAGUUGGUGUGCAUGCUGCGCAGCACACGGCAGGGAGAAUGUGUGUGUCUGGGGGUCCUGCGACAGGACGAGAUGUUUCUCCCCCGGGAGCUGAAGGAGGAGCCCUUGCGGACCCCCCCCCAGCUCCCGGAGGACGGCAAGGAGGAGCUGAUGCUGGAGGUGGCCCUGAACGAGAGCGGAUCGGCGGGCCUGGGGGUCAGCCUAAAGGGCAACAAGUCCCGACACACGGGGGCCGACCUGGGCAUCUUCAUCAAGUCCAUCAUACAUGGAGGGGCCGCCUACAAGGACGGGCGUCUACGUGUCAACGACCAGCUGGUGGGGGUGAACGGGGCGUCGCUGCUGGGGCGGUCCAACCACGUUGCCAUGGAGACGCUGCGGCGCUCCAUGUCCCAGGAGGGCAACCUGAGAGGGACAAUACAACUGGUGGUGCUGAGAGUACAGGAUCAGCACGGCAUUUCAUCCAACCGCUCGUUUGACAGCACCCACGGACUUCCCGGAUUGGCCAACCAGACCAAUGGCACUGCCCACGCGCACAUGAUCAACAACAGCCUCUACUCCUCUGACGUGACCAAUGGGAGUUACUCAUACAUGGACGAAGAAGAGGAUGAAGAGCUGUCUCAUCGGGAACAUGACCUCACACACGGACACUACAGGGAGCCGUCCCUCUCCCCCAGCCUGCGGGGUCUCUCCUACCCGACCCCCAUGCCACUCGAGGUGGCCCAGACGCCCACCAGUCCCCAGCCCCAGCGGCAGUACCAGCACGUCAAGGCCUCCAAGAGCAUGGACCUGGGUACGAGUGCCCCCGAGAGCCAGCAGCAACCCGUGGCAGAUGAGAGCAAUGUGGGGUCCCUGGUGAGCAACCAAACAGCCCCCUCCCCUCAGGUAGAGCUGGGUCCCACCCUGGGUCUGAAGAAGUCCAGCUCCCUGGAGAGUCUCCAGACCGCCAUGUCGGAGGUCAACAAGAAGACCGAGCUCCUCCCCUUCCAUCGCCCACGCCCUAAUAUGGUCAGGGGGCGGGGCUGCAACGAGAGCUUCCGGGCGGCUAUCGACAAGUCGUACGACGGGCCGGCGGAGGAGGAGGAGGAAGAGGGGUCUGACCAGAGCUCCGGGCGGGACACCCCAGGCAGCAGCUCGUCCCACCAGGGAGCGGGGGAACAGACAGGGGAACGGACGGAGGAACAGACGGAGGAGACCGCUCCGUCCAAGAAGGAGAAGAACAAGAAGAACAAAGGGAAGAAGAAGGAGAAGAGCCAGGCCAAAGGAAAGGAGAAGGAGAAGAAGAAAGGAGAGGAGACGGAGGAGACGGAGAAGAAGAGCAAGAAGAAAGGAUUUGGCCUUCUGAGGUUUGGGAAGAAGAAGGAGUCCAAGGCUGCGCUGCAGAGGAAGAAGACUGACAUGUUGAGCCAGGAGGAGCUGCACAUCAUGAAGGACGAGAUAGAGAGGAUCGAGGCAAAGCAUCCAGAGCUGAGGGACCCCCGGGCCAAGGGGGACCCCAGGCCCAGGGGGCCAACGGCGGAAGGCAGCCGGGUCCCCGGAGGCCCCCGCUACCAGGAGGUGGAGGACGACGAGGCUGACCCCAACUACGCCCGCAUCAACUCCUUCAGAGACCGAGGGAACGUGGCCUCCACCUCCCCCGCCACGCCGCACUCCUCCCACCCCGCCGACCACGGCCGGGCGCCCUCGCCUCCGCAACAUCCCGCCCACCCCGGUUACGGUAACCACGGCAACGACCCCACGAUGGGACCCAACGGCGACCCCAUGGACGGGCUCUACGCCAAGGUGAACAAGCCCAGAGGAGGCGCCUCCACGGCGGCUGCUGUUGGACCCUCCCCUCCCCCUGCUCACGCCGGUGCUGGUGACAGUGAAAGGAUCCAGCUGCUGAGGAGAGAGUAUCAGCAGGCCAGGAGAGAAGGAAUGACCCCUGCCUACGAAGACCCUGACCCCCGGCGCAGAGGGCCUGACGACGACACACACCGGGUAGGGAACACACACACACACACACACACACACACACACACACACACACACACACACACACACACACACACACAAACGUGCAAACACUCAAGCAAACACACAUGCACACAUGCAAACACACACAAACACACAAAAAUAUACAAACACAAAUCCGCAAAAACAUACACACUCCCUACAGGCCGAUGAUAACAAGUGAGAAACACACUCUGAAAAACACUGUGUGUUUGUGUGAUGUACAUGAUGAUGCAUCUCGUACCUAAAGGUAUGGAAUUGUGUGUGCUGGUGUGAAUGAUGCUCGUGUUUAUUAGUAUUCUGCCUGACCAGAGGCCUGCAUCUGACCGACACCAUUGAAUAUAUAUGGAAAGAUUAGUUUGGAUGGCUACUGCUAUGGAUCCCUGAGGGUUUGGUCAUAGGAGCAGCAGACAAUGAUAGACAAUAUCAAUAUCGAAAGGAAAGGUAAUAAUAAAGUAGUAAAGUCAUAAUAUAAUAAAGUUUAAAAAGGGUGAAAAGAUUUUAUUAUUUUUGCACUAAUAUACAGAUUUUUACUAUAUAUGAUAUUUAUAUUAACAAAUUGAUUGGUAAGGUUUUAGAUCCACAUAAAAUGUGUCCCAAUGGACGACGCUGCGAUUUGUGCCAGGGUACCGAUUCUGUUCACACCCAAAGAAUAUCGAGCGUUAAAAACUAAAGAGAAUCGCAGAGAACAAAAUAACUAACGUAUGAUAUACUU
This is a messenger RNA of Gadus macrocephalus (Pacific cod), 4566 nucleotides long. Its product is annotated as partitioning defective 3 homolog B-like. Gene Ontology annotation, molecular function: phosphatidylinositol binding; protein binding. The transcript is spliced from 24 exons. Lineage: Eukaryota; Metazoa; Chordata; Actinopteri; Gadiformes; Gadidae. Gene Ontology annotation, cellular component: adherens junction; apical junction complex; cell cortex. The coding region runs from base 579 to 4025 and encodes 1148 amino acids. Gene Ontology annotation, biological process: establishment of centrosome localization; establishment of cell polarity; cell adhesion. The record is from RefSeq and is a predicted model, not a curated record.